AUGAACGCAGCGUGCGUCUCAUACUGCGAUAUGACAUCGAUGGAUUCAUAUUAUAGCACUUCUACUGCGCAGGGUAGGGACCACCAGGCGAACCCGUUCAGGACUUUCCAAAACACUGAAGCCAAAUACAGCCCCACGUUCAUCCCAGGUAAAGGGCAGCCGUACGGAGAGAAGCCCCGGAGUCCUUUCCAGCCGGACUGCCAGUCUUUGGAUGGCGCAGAGGAGGGCGCCUUCAACAAGUCGUACCAGCUCUUCAUGCAGAGAACGACCUGCAAAACUCCGCCUGAGGGGGGCAAGCUGCACCCGGACAGCGGGCUAAACGGGACGCUCCUGCCCUGCUAUGGUGUGAUAAGUGGAGAGCAAGCCAAGUGGAGGAAGAGGGAGCGUUUUGGACAGAUGCAACAGGUCCGGACCCAUUUCACUACUGCUUACGAGCUGCCUCUACUGACUCGACCUGAGAACUACGCACAGAUCCAGAACCCUUCAUGGAUUGGCAGCAGCAGUGGAGCAUCUCCAGUGCCGGGAUGUGUUGUGCCUUGUGACUCCGUUUCUUCUUGCAUGCCGCCACACCCUCAUGGUCCUGGAGGCGUCCCUGACUUCCUGGGAGUGCCCAGUCCAGGCAGCAGCCACAUGGGACAGUCACACAUGGGCAGCCUUUUUGGGGGUCCUGGGAUGGGCGGGGGAAUCAACGGCUAUGAUCUCAAUGUCGAUCCAGACCGUAAGUCGUCCAGCAUAGCUGCGCUGCGCAUGAAGGCGAAGGAACACAGCGCAGCCAUCUCCUGGGCAACAUGAUGUCCCAGCCUAGUUCCACCCUGCCCCCAUAUGGCCC
Labrus bergylta (ballan wrasse) is the source of this 829-nucleotide messenger RNA. The record is from RefSeq and is a predicted model, not a curated record. NCBI's taxonomy places the organism in Eukaryota, Metazoa, Chordata, Actinopteri, Labriformes, Labridae.